GUCAGAAACACGUGUGUGAGGCCCGUAGCGUGACGUCAGCGCCCAGUCUUUUAACCAAUCAGAAAUCAGAUCCAAAAAAUGUUUAGUGGAAGUAUUUGAGCGGCAUUUUCAUGAAGCGCAUUUAGUGCAGCAGGAAACAUCUGGGACUAAAAGCAGGACCUGGAGGAGACCUGAGACCCAUCAUCAUCAUCAUCAUCAUCAUCAUCAUCAUCAUCAGCAGCAGCAGCAUCUUUAUGCCUCAGGUCAUCCGUGGUGCCGUGGAGCAGAGAGGUGAGGCUAGAGAGGAGAGGGAUGCUCUCAUCACAAAGGAAGCAGGAUUGUUUCUGGCCAAAAGUCACCGGAACAGAACUGCUGCUCCUCUGCUGCUCCUCCGCUGCUCCUCCGCUGCUCCUCCGCUGCUCCUCUGAACGCAUCAGCUGACCCAUCAGAGGGAGAACCAGAAGGAGGACUUUCUGCGUUUCUUACUGAUCUUCAUUAUGGAGGAGAAUGUUCUGCCAGGAACGCAGCGCCCAAAGAACCCCGGAGAGGAGCCGAACCGGGCCAGAGGGCCCCUCCUGCAGCAGCCGGGGAACCAGCAGUCCAGCGGGGUCACCAACUUCUUCAUCGACAACAUCCUGAGGCCGGACUUCGGCCUGCGGAGGAAGGACGGCGGCUGCGGCCGGGGAGGGCCCGGAGCGGAGGCACGGAGGAAAGCCUCCAGAAGUGACUCUAAGCGCGGGGGGACAGCGGGACAGGAGCCCCUCAGGGGCCCCGCGGAGGCUGAGGCGAGGGACCCCGAACUGAUGACAGCCUACGAUUCAGGCCCCGACAGCGGAGAGGCCCCGGCGGCCCCUGCAGCCAGGCCGAUGCUGUGGCCGGCCUGGGUUUAUUGCACCCGCUACUCCGACAGGCCCUCAGCAGGGCCCCGGUCCCGCAGAGCCCGCAGGGCCCCGGGCCCCAGCAGGGACGACAAGCGGCCCCGAACCGCCUUCAGCUCGGAGCAGCUGCAGCGGCUGAAGGCCGAGUUCCAGAACAACCGGUACCUGACGGAGCAGCGGCGGCAGAACCUGGCCCAGGAUCUGGGUCUGAACGAGUCCCAGAUCAAGAUCUGGUUCCAGAACAAACGGGCCAAGAUCAAGAAGGCCUCCGGGAAGCCGAACUCUCUGGCCCAGCACCUGAUGGCGCAGGGCCUGUACAACCACUCCGCCUGCAGGGAGGCCCGCUCCGACAGCGACUGAGGGCCGCACCAGAACCGGCACCAGGACCGGCACCAGAACCCCUGAUCCGGACCCGGGAGCGGCAAACAGCGGAUUCAGAGCCGAACCUUAAACGAUCCACAUGGUUCUGUUUCUACAAUCCGGUCCAGUCCGGUCCGGUCCGGCAGGGGGGCUUCCAGAACCAGAUCUAUGCUGAAACCCAAAGAGAACUUCUCGCCAUCUUCUGGGUUCUGCUUGAUGGGAUCCGAGGUCCGGUUCGGUUUUGGGCCCAAAGGUUCUGUUAUUUCCUGAACACUGACCGAACCUCUCUGGGACCAGGAUUAUGGACCGAACCGAGCGCGCGGCCUUAUCCCGGGUUGGACCAUUUAUUCUCUUAUUUAUAUCAACCAGUCCAGUUUACAGAACCAACCGACAUGUUCGGCGGGUCCAGAUUCUGGGUCCGAACCGGAUGUGGGCCUUUUGAUGCAGUUUUUAUUGUUUCCAAAUAAAGAUGUGAAAUUUC
This is a messenger RNA of Cyprinodon variegatus (sheepshead minnow), 1698 nucleotides long. RefSeq names its product homeobox protein engrailed-1-B-like. Gene Ontology annotation, cellular component: nucleus. The record is from RefSeq and is a predicted model, not a curated record. NCBI's taxonomy places the organism in Eukaryota, Metazoa, Chordata, Actinopteri, Cyprinodontiformes, Cyprinodontidae. The coding region runs from base 477 to 1217 and encodes 246 amino acids. Gene Ontology annotation, biological process: neuron differentiation; regulation of transcription by RNA polymerase II; multicellular organism development. Gene Ontology annotation, molecular function: DNA-binding transcription factor activity, RNA polymerase II-specific; RNA polymerase II cis-regulatory region sequence-specific DNA binding. The transcript has 2 exons.